GUUGCAGGGCUGGGCGCGCGCCCCGCGUCCCGGGCAGGAAGAUGGUGGCGAGCGCGCGAGUGCAGAAGCUGGUGCGGCGCUACAAGCUGGCGAUUGCCACGGCGCUGGCCAUCCUGCUGCUGCAGGGCCUGGUGGUGUGGAGCUUCAGCGGCCUGGAGGAGGACGAGGCGGGCGAGAAAGGAAGACAGAGGAAGCCACGGCCACUGGACCCUGGCGAGGGUUCCAAGGACACAGACAGUUCAGCAGGACGACGGGGCAGCGCAGGCAGAAGGCAUGGGCGCUGGCGGGGCCGUGCUGAGAGCCCAGGAAUGCCCGUGGCCAAGGUGGUACGGGCAGUAACCAGCCGGCAGAGGGCCAGCCGGCGGGUCCCACCUGCCCCACCCCCAGAGGCCCCAGGCCGCCAGAACCUGAGUGGGGCAGCAGCUGGGGAGGCGCUGGUAGGGGCAGCCGGCUUCCCACCACACGGAGAUACAGGGAGCGUGGAGGGCGCCCCCCAGCCUACGGACAACGGCUUCACCCCCAAGUGCGAGAUCGUGGGCAAGGACGCGCUGUCUGCACUGGCCCGGGCCAGCACCAAGCAGUGCCAGCAGGAGAUCGCCAAUGUGGUGUGCCUGCACCAGGCUGGGAGCCUCAUGCCCAAGGCUGUGCCCCGGCACUGUCAGCUGACUGGGAAGAUGAGCCCCGGCAUCCAGUGGGAUGAGAGCCGAGCCCAGCAGCCUGUGGAUGGCCCCCCGGUGCGAAUUGCCUAUAUGCUGGUGGUUCACGGCCGCGCCAUCCGCCAGCUGAAGCGUCUCCUCAAGGCCGUCUAUCACGAGCAGCACUUCUUUUACAUCCAUGUGGACAAGCGUUCCGACUACCUGCACCGGGAGGUGGUGGAGCUGGCCCAGCGCUAUGAUAAUGUGCGGGUGACGCCCUGGCGCAUGGUCACCAUCUGGGGCGGGGCCAGCCUCCUAAGGAUGUACCUGCGGAGCAUGCGGGACCUGCUAGAGGUGCCUGGCUGGGCCUGGGACUUCUUCAUCAACCUCAGUGCCACUGACUACCCAACCAGGACCAAUGAGGAACUGGUGGCAUUCCUAUCCAAGAACCGGGACAAGAAUUUCCUCAAGUCACAUGGCCGGGACAACUCCAGGUUCAUCAAGAAACAGGGCCUGGACCGGCUCUUCCAUGAGUGUGACUCGCACAUGUGGCGCCUGGGUGAGCGGCAGAUCCCGGCAGGCAUCGUGGUGGAUGGCGGUUCUGACUGGUUUGUGCUGACACGCAGCUUUGUGGAGUAUGUGGUGUACACAGAUGACCUGCUUGUGGCCCAGCUACGCCAGUUCUACACAUACACACUGCUGCCAGCAGAGGUGGGUGACCCAGCAGGCAUGAAGGCCGGGGAGGGCAUGGGUUGGGCUGCCUACAGCUCACCUUCCACCCUCCCUUGCUGCUUGAAGUCCUUCUUCCACACGGUGCUGGAGAACAGCCUGGCCUGUGAGACCCUCGUGGACAACAAUCUGCGGGUCACCAACUGGAACCGCAAGCUGGGCUGCAAGUGCCAGUACAAGCACAUCGUGGACUGGUGCGGCUGCUCCCCCAACGACUUCAAGCCACAGGACUUCCUCCGGCUGCAGCAAGUCUCCAGACCCACCUUCUUCGCCCGGAAGUUCGAGUCGACUGUGAACCAGGAGGUGCUGGAAAUCCUGGACUUCCACCUGUACGGCAGCUAUCCCCCCGGCACGCCAGCCCUCAAGGCCUACUGGGAGAGCACCUACGACAUGGCGGAUGGCCCCAGUGGGCUCAGUGAUGUCAUGCUCACCGCUUACACGGCCUUCGCCCGCCUCAGCCUGCACCAUACCGCCACUGCUGCACCCCCACUGGGCACCCCACUCUGCAGGUUUGAGCCCAGGGGCUUGCCGUCCAGCGUGCACCUGUAUUUCUAUGACGACCAUUUCCAGGGCUACCUGGUGACGCAGGCGGUGCAGCCCUCAGCCCAGGGGCCGGCAGAGACGCUUGAGAUGUGGCUGAUGCCCCAGGGGUCGCUGAAGCUGUUGGGGCGCAGUGACCAGGCCAGCCGGCUCCAGAGUCUGGAGGUUGGCACUGACUGGGACCCCAAAGAGCGUCUUUUCCGGAACUUUGGGGGGUUAUUGGGGCCGCUGGACGAGCCUGUGGCCGUGCAGCGCUGGGUCCGGGGCCCCAACCUCACAGCCACGGUGGUCUGGAUCGACCCAACCUAUGUGGUGGCCACAUCUUAUGACAUCACAGUAGAUACGGAGACCGAGGUCACGCAAUACAAGCCCCCACUGAGCCGGCCCCUGCGGCCAGGGUCCUGGACUGUUCGACUCCUUCAGUUCUGGGAACCGCUGGGUGAGACCCGCUUCCUUGUGCUGCCCUUGACCUUCAACCGCAAACUACCUCUCAGGAAAGAUGAUGCCAGCUGGCUGCAUGCGGGACCCCCCCACAAUGAGUACAUGGAGCAGAGUUUCCAGGGCCUGAGUAGCAUCCUGAACCUGCCUCAGCCGGAGCUCGCAGAGGAGGCUGCCCAGCGGCACACACAGCUCACAGGCCCUGCACUCGAGGCCUGGACAGACAGGGAACUGAGCAGCUUCUGGUCUGUGGCCGGACUGUGUGCCAUAGGCCCCUCUGCUUGCCCCUCCCUGGAGCCCUGCAGACUGACCAGCUGGAGCUCUCUGUCCCCUGACCCCAAAUCAGAGCUGGGACCUGUCAAAGCAGACGGGCGACUCAGGUAGCAGGGCCCCAGCCAGUACCCGUGGAGAACCCGGGGAAUUGCACCUUACAGACAAUGGAGGGGUGUCCCCUCCCACAGGCAAGAACCAGAGGCCCAGGCUGCACACCCAUUCAGCCAUCAAGAACCCACACAGAUGACAGGGUGGACACAGUAUGAACUACUGCUGGUGUCUCUGCUGGGGAUCAGAGGGCUGGCGGGAACGUGAGAAGGGUGCCAGCAGCAUUCCACACCCAGCUCUUCCUUGCCUUCCUCUCUAGUUUUUUUUUUGUUUUUUUUUUUUAACUUAAAAAGGAAAAUGGAUGGUGGGGGGAGAAACUAGAACAGAAGAUGUGCAAUAGGGCUCAGAGCAGCCCCAGGAAGUGGGCCAUGUCUGUGGGGAGCAGGGGCCUGCCGAGCCCACCUGCUAUUGUUCUGGAUGAGGCUGGGCCUGCCUCACUCUCCAGGGCCUCAUCCCCCAGCGUGGGCCUGUGGUGCUCGUGGCUGAGGCUCCACGAGGGUGCAAGUGCCCUGCCAGGCUCUAAGGCCUGAAGAAUAGGUGAUAUGGGGGGCACUGCAGAGCUGGGCUCUAGCAGGACAGCUAUUUUGUAGCCAGGGGACCCUGGAAGUGGGGUGGGGCUGGCUCCAGGGCUUUCCAGCAUACCCUGCCCCUGGAUGGGAAAGGCAGGGUCAGGGCCCACUGAGAGCCAUGCAGAGUUUCCCAGGUGAGCACUGGAAGUGUGAGGUCACACGAGCAGCGUGGGAAGAAGACUCUGUCAAGACUCUCAGAAGAACCUGGAGUAAUUGUGCCUGAAGCUCAGCGUGAAGUCUGAAAUAUGCAACAGAAGAAAUAUAUCUCUCUCUCUCUA
Messenger RNA from Cercocebus atys (sooty mangabey), 3570 nucleotides. RefSeq names its product xylosyltransferase II (gene XYLT2). The transcript is spliced from 10 exons. The coding region runs from base 42 to 2726 and encodes 894 amino acids. Gene Ontology annotation, cellular component: membrane. Lineage: Eukaryota; Metazoa; Chordata; Mammalia; Primates; Cercopithecidae. Gene Ontology annotation, molecular function: protein xylosyltransferase activity. The record is from RefSeq and is a predicted model, not a curated record. Gene Ontology annotation, biological process: chondroitin sulfate proteoglycan biosynthetic process; heparan sulfate proteoglycan biosynthetic process.